AACUUGAGAAGUCUUGGGGCAUGGUCGGGGCCAUACAUGCACCCUAAUCGGACCCGAACAGCCCGCAAUCAGAACUUCCAAACAAUACGUAGGCCACUGGCACAUGAUUUAAAUCUAUCCCAACACCGUUAGUCUCCAUUUCUCCUGUCAGUUACAGAGCUGACGAACGGUCUUUAUGGUUUGCUCCCAGAAUGUUUAGCGGGGUCCUUAGGAUAUAAAAGCAAAGCGUCUCCCUGCCAUCUGAGAGUUAUUCGAACUCGAAUAGAUCAUACAGUACCUCGUGCAACCAAAUGCGUUUCUCUUUGCUUGCCGUCAUUGCUGCCCUGACAGCAUUUAUGUCUGUCAGUGCCACACCAGGUGUUUUCAGCAGGGCAUGUACUGCCGAUGGCGAAUCUUGCGGCGAAAGCUCCGAGUGCUGCUCCUUUGCACUUUGUAAUAGAAUUGUGGUGGGAUGUGCUAUCCUAAGAACUGGCAAAAUUCUGAAGAGUUGGCACGUCGCGAGAGUGAGUCACUUUUCUACCUUCGUAUUCAAUGGAGUUAUUCAUGGCUCGAUUCCCAAUAUGAUAUUGACUCGAAAACGCAGCAUAUGAGUGAGCAAGGUCGUGUCCAGCCAGCUUGACGCCUUUGUGACUUCGAGUUGAUGGUAAACGGUCGUAGAGAAGCAAUUUAACACAUCCGACCGAUCAUAACGCUUGUGUUCAGGUUUAAACCCACUUCCGUGCCAGCGACUAGAAACCUCAGACAAGAGUGCGAGAACACAUUAGUACGAACUCUUACAGACCAUACAUAUCAGUUUGUCAAUCAAAGAGCAGACAGGUUUCCCGAGAGGUUAUAAAGAAAGUAUAUCGAGACGAGUGGCAGAUCGCUCAUGUUGCAC
Suillus subaureus is the source of this 877-nucleotide messenger RNA. RefSeq lists its product as uncharacterized. The transcript has 4 exons. NCBI's taxonomy places the organism in Eukaryota, Fungi, Basidiomycota, Agaricomycetes, Boletales, Suillaceae. The record is from RefSeq and is a predicted model, not a curated record. The coding region runs from base 291 to 590 and encodes 99 amino acids.